Molecule: messenger RNA, 1634 nt
Organism: Chlorocebus sabaeus (green monkey)
Lineage: Eukaryota; Metazoa; Chordata; Mammalia; Primates; Cercopithecidae
Source: RefSeq, a predicted model, not a curated record
UGAAUAAGUAGAAAGUUAUUAAACCAACCAAUAGUAAUGUGCUUGUCUUUUUUUUUUUUUUUUAACCAAAAUCAUAUGGUACAGAGACUGUGUGAAAGCAAAGAAGGUAGUCAGUAUGGACAAGUUGUCAGCCACAUUCCAAAUCUUGAUCUGAAUGAGAACAUUUCUACUGGAUUAAAACAAUGUGUACGCAGUAUUUGUGGAAAAGUCUUUGUACGUCAUUCCUUCCUUAACAGGCACAUCCUAGCUCACUCAGGAUACAAACCAUAUGGAGAGAAGCAAUAUAAAUGUGAACAGUGUGGGAAACUCUUUGUUUCUGUUCCAGGUGUUAGAAGACACAUGAUAAUGCACAGUGGAAAUCCAGCUGAUAAAUGUACGAUAUGUGGGAAAGCUUUUCAUUUUCUCAAUUCAGUUGAAAGACAUCAGAGAACUCAUACAGGAGAAAAACCCUAUAAAUGUAAACAAUGUGGUAAAACAUUCACUGUUUCCGGUUCUUGUCUAAUACAUGAAAGAACUCACACUGGAGAGAAACUCUAUGAAUGUAAGGAAUGUGGGAAAACACUCAGAUUUUCUUGUUCUUUUAAGAUGCAUGAAAGGACUCACACUGGAGAAAGAUGUACCAAGUGUGAUAAAGCCUUCAGCUGUUCCACUUCCCUUCAUGACCAUGGAAGCAUUCAUACUGGAGAGAGACCCUAUGAAUGUAAACAAUGUGGCAAAGCCUUUAGUCAUUUGAGUUCCCUUUGUAACCAUAGAAAUACUCAUACUGGAGAGAAACCCUAUAAAGGUAAACAAUGUGACCAAGCCUUCAGUCACCUCAGUUCCCUUCACCUCCACGAAAGAAUUCAUACUGGAGAGAAACCCUAUAAAUGUAAACAGUGUGACCAAGCCUUCAGUCACCUCAGUUCCCUUCACCUCCACGAAAGAAUUCAUACUGGAGAGAAACCCUAUAAAUGUAAACAAUGUGACCAAGCCUUCAAUCACCUCAGUUCCUUUCACCUCCACGAAAGAAUUCAUACUGGAGAAAAACCCUAUGAAUGUAAGAGAUGCGGUAAAGCCUACACUCAUUCCAGUCACCUUAUUCACCAUGAAAGAAGUCAUGAUAUAGAGGUUGGGUGUAGUGACUCAGCCUAUAAUCCCAGCACUUUGGGAGGCCAAGGUGUGUGUAUUGCUUGAGCCCAGGAGUUCAUAACCAGCCCGGAUUAAAACAAUGUGAAACAACCUGGGCAUCAUGGUGAAACCCUGUCUCUACAAAAAAUAAAAUAAUGCCAGGCGCGGUGGCUCACGCCAGCUACUCGGGAGGCUGAGGCAGGAGAAUGACGUGAACCCGGGAGGCGGAGCUUGCAGUGAGCCGAGAUCGCACCACUGCGCUCCACCUUGGACGACAGAGGCAGACUCCGUCUCAAAACAAAAACAAAGAAAAUAAUUAGCUGGGCAUGGUGGCACAUUUCAGUUGUCUUAGUUCUUUUUCAAGGACAUAAAAAGCCACGGGGGGUUGGGGGGAAGUCCUGUGCAUGCGGAUCACAAGGUCUGGAGAUCGAGACCAUCCUGGGCAACAUGGUGAAACCUCGUCUCUACUAAAAAUCCAAAAAUUAGCUGGGUGUGGUAGCAUAUGGUUGUAAUCCCAGCUACUCAGG